Lodderomyces pseudojiufengensis is the source of this 1218-nucleotide messenger RNA. RefSeq names its product Hrq2p (gene HRQ2). NCBI's taxonomy places the organism in Eukaryota, Fungi, Ascomycota, Pichiomycetes, Serinales, Debaryomycetaceae. Bases 1 to 1218 code for a protein of 405 amino acids. The record is from RefSeq and is a predicted model, not a curated record. The transcript has a single exon.
AUGAACUCAACUACAACUGAAUAUAAUGUGUUGACUCUUCCUAUAGACACCACGAAAAUCAUAGCUUUGGUGUUAACAUCAAUAAUCAGUAUAUUCUUUUUCACAAAUUAUUGGGGAAAGUAUAAUAAAUCAUACAACAAGAACUCGUUGAAGAACGAACCAAUUGAAAAGUCCAAAUCAGGAUUAUAUGGAAAUAUCCCUGAAAAACUUGAAUUAAUACCCCAAACAGAUUUCAAAUGGGAUCAAAUAGAUCCAUUAAAAUCAUAUCCUUUUAAAAAUGGAAUUUAUAAAUUAAAUAUGGGUAUAAAAAAUUUAAAUUAUCAAGAUUGGUUAUUAAUUGAACCAACUUAUUUAAAUAGAAUUGAAAAUAAAUUUAAAAUUAUAAAUAAUUGUCAUCCUGAUUAUCCUAUUGAUAAAGAUACAAGAAGUUCAACAUUAUUUAUAACUGAUGAAGCUUAUGAAGCAGUUAUUGAAUUUUAUAAUAUUGUUAUGAAUUAUAUGUUAGUCAAAUAUCCAACAUGUUUUAGUUCAAAUGAAACAGAGAUUACUAAUUUAAUUACUAAUGAAUCAUAUCCAAGAUUUGGAAAAGGUAUAAAUCCAUUAAAAUUACAAGAAUAUCUUGUUGAAAAUAUUGAAGAAGAUUUUAUAAUUUUAUUAAAAGAUCCAACCAAAAUUCAUGAAAAAAAUGGAGAAGAAUAUUUUUUUAAAGCAGGAGUAUUUGCAUUUGCUGCUGGGUUUGACCCUUUGGAAAGAUUUAAUAAACCAUUAACUUUUAUUCAUGAAAGAAUUCCUGGAUACGUUGAAAAAUUAAAAUUAUCAAUGAAUAAAUUUUUUAAUAGAAUUUCAUCAAAUCAAUUUGUAACAAGAUCAAAUUGGUCUAUACAAUCUCAUAAUAAAUUUUAUGUUGAUGAUAAUAAUAAAGGUCAUAAUUUACCUGAAGAUCAUAUACAAAAACCAAUACCUUACAAUGAAAUGAAAUUUAAUGAAUAUUAUUAUAGAUCUGAACGUCAAGUAUUAACUAAAUUACCUAAAACUGAAGCUAUUGUAUUUACUAUUAGAACUUAUUUAAUACCUUUAAGUGAAGUCAAAGCUGAAGGUAAAGAAGUGAGAGAAAGAUUAAUUGGUGGAAUAAAAGGAUUUCCAGAAGAUAUUGCUCGUUAUAAAAGAGCUAGUGAAUGGGGUCCUUCAAUUAUACAAUAUUUAGAAGAAGAUAAUUAA